AUGGCGCAGGCCAAGGUCUUGGCCAGACUCCAGAAAGAGAGCAAAUGCCCCAUCUGUCUGGACGACCUGACAGGCCCAGUCACCAUUGAGUGCAGACAUAACUUCUGUCAUUCUUGCAUCAAAAAAUGCUGGGCAGAGCAGCCAGCUGUGUCCUGUCCUGUCUGCCAACACAGGAACCUUGGAAGCAAUGCCCAGCUUGGAAAAGUGAUUGAAACUGCCCAGCUGUUCCAAGGCAUGAAGAGCAAAAGGAAGCACCAGGAAAGCAUCACCAGUUGCGAGAAGCACAACCAGGGCUUCACCUGCUUCUGUGAGAAUGACUUGCAGCUGCUGUGUGACCAAUGCGUGGAGCAGGAGAACCACGAGCUCCAUCAGGUGACAUCAAUUACAGAGGCUGCCUCUCUCCACAGGAAAAACCUUCAGGGCUAUAUCAAGUUCCUCAAGUGGCACAUGGAACACGUUCAAGAGUUAAUGAACACGCAAAGCAUGCGGGCCCUGAGGGAGGAGGCAGAAGCACAGAGGUUGCAACUAACUUCUGAGUUUGAGCGGCUUGUCCUGUUUCUAGAUCGGGAACAGCAGGCAGCUCUCUCCAGGUUAGACAAUGAGGAGAAGAAGCUUGAGAAGACACUGUUUGAUAACAUAGCAACAUUAGAACGCUAUGGCACCAUGCUCAGAGACCUCCUGAGCCAGUUGACGCUGACCACAGAGUUCUCUGAAGUCGAGAUGCUGUCCACAGUCAGUGACUUUUACCAGAAUUUUAAUAGUCGGCUCAUCAACCCACCCACCCUUUCCCAGUUGAGAAGAGAAGCAUUCAACUUUCCUCUCCAAUAUUCAGCCCUGCAGAAAGUUAUACAGCAAUUUACCGAUGAUGUUACUCUAGACCUGAAAACAGCCCAUCCAAACCUGCUGAUUUCUGAGGAUAGAACAUGUGUGACAUUUACAAACGAAAGACAGAGUGUGCCUGAUUCUUCAAGUUUUACCAAGAGCCCUGUCGUGUUGGGGGUUCCACAUUUUAAUUCUGGGAGACAUUUCUGGGAGGUGUGGGUAGGAAAGAAGCCAGAGUGUGCUAUUGGUAUUUGCAAAGCUGAUUUAUCCAUCAAACAAAGGUGGUCCUCUAACCCCCAGGGAUGCUGGAGUCUUAUUUGUCAGGGGGACAGCUUCAGUGUCUCAGGAGCUGACCCAGAGUCUCAGCUGACGGCUUCAAGAGCCACAAGCAUUGGUGUUUUCCUGGACUAUGAACUAGGAGAGGUUUCCUUCUACAGCAUGCCUGAGAAACAUCACCUCUAUACUUUCAGGGGCACUUUUACUGGGCCUAUUUGCCCUUAUUUCUACAUAGGACCUCAGUCAGAACCUCUUAGACUCUGCUCUGCCAAGGGUUCUGUAAGCAAACCCACACAGUGGCCUUAACUUUAACAGGUUUGUUCAUUUUCUGCACUCUC
Messenger RNA from Grammomys surdaster, 1436 nucleotides. Its product is annotated as tripartite motif-containing protein 75-like. The record is from RefSeq and is a predicted model, not a curated record. Gene Ontology annotation, molecular function: protein binding; zinc ion binding. NCBI's taxonomy places the organism in Eukaryota, Metazoa, Chordata, Mammalia, Rodentia, Muridae.